Annulohypoxylon maeteangense is the source of this 1639-nucleotide messenger RNA. RefSeq names its product P-loop containing nucleoside triphosphate hydrolase protein. Gene Ontology annotation, molecular function: GTP binding. Lineage: Eukaryota; Fungi; Ascomycota; Sordariomycetes; Xylariales; Hypoxylaceae. Bases 74 to 1513 code for a protein of 479 amino acids. The record is from RefSeq and is a predicted model, not a curated record. The transcript is spliced from 2 exons.
GUCUUCAGUGGACUCAAGAUUGUUGUUGCGUACCUAGUAGUCAGUGCGGUAUGAUACCUAGGAAGCUUUUACCAUGGAGAACUACGGAUUUUCGAAUAUCAGGAAAUCCGAUAUGGUCAUCCUUGUCAUGGGAAUAACGGGUUCUGGGAAAAGCUCAUUUAUAUCUACCGUUCUCGAAGAAGAUGUUGAUAUUAUUGGUCACAACCUCACUUCCCACACAUCGGGCGUUGACUUCUUCACCUUGGAAUACGACGACGGACGCCGCGUGUUCCUUAUGGAUACGCCUGGGUUUGACGAUACUUACCGUUCCAAUGCCGAAGUUCUAAAGGAUAUUGCAUUUGUACUAGCCCAAGUUUAUCGUCACAAACUCAAUCUGGCUGGUGUUGUCUACUUGCACCGCAUAACCGACAACCGGGUAUCUGGGUCCUCUGUCAAGAACAUCGAUAUAUUGCGAAAGCUGUGUGGCAUACAUGCGUUCCCGAGAGUAGUGUUAACAUCUUCCAUGUGGGACUCGAUUGACCAAGACGCGAUAUUGCUCCAGAAGGCUUUCUGUAACGAGGACCAGUUGAAAAACACGGAAAACUUCUGGGGAUCGCUGGUAGAUGGGGGAAGCCAUGUCAUGAGAUGGACGGGCGACAAAGAGUCUGCUCUUGGUGCCAUCAGCCAUCUAAUAAACCUCCACGAUUUGCAUGGUAGUAUCGUAUUGAAGAUACAGCAGGAGUUGGUGGAUGACGGAAUAAAUCUGAACGAUACCGAGGUCGGGAGAGCGGUCCAGGAUGUUUUUGUCCAAGCUCUAGCAAAACACCAAGACGAUCUUCGAGACAUAACAUCUCAAUUUCGCCAAACACUUCGGGAUGGCAACAACAAAAUGGCACUCGAGUUGCAAGAGACGUUAAAUGCGACGAGAAAACAGAUAGAAAGCAUCGAGUCGUCGCAAUCAACUAUCCAGACAAGCUUGGAGAAGCUCGCAAACGAUAAGACCAAGGAGUACAGCAGAGUACUUGCGCAGGUUCAAGAGGAUCAACGACUCAUGAUGAAAAUGAUGAAACAAUGCCAAGAUGAUUACCAAAGGCUCAUAGAAGAGGAGAAGGCCAAUAUGGAAAUACUUCGAGAGGCCCAGCGGGAGAGUGAGCUCGAGAGGUUCUCACAAGCCGAUACGCUCUCAGACACAUCCGAUUCUGAGGACGAAGUCGACGAAGAGCUUCGAAAGCAAAUCGAAGAAGAACAAGCAGAGUUAGCGGAAAGUAAGGCGGACCUAGAUAAGAAGAUGAGACGCCAGAGGAGGAAAAUGCUAGUGAAGAAGAAUUCGGUUCCCAUGUUGAGUAUCCUGGCAGGGAUAGGGGCUACAGUAGGGGGUGGCCUGUUGAUCAACCCAGGUCUCAUCGCUGCUGGUGUCGGACUUAUGGCGAGCGGUGCAUCGAAGCUUGAUUUUAGUAAAAAGCCGUAUACGAGGGAGGAGGAACCACCGCCAACAACGGAGUCAAUGAUAUCCUUGGCUUCAGAUGUAGAUUAGGUUGGCCAAUGUGUUGCCGGGAGUUGACAGUCGGUGUUAUAUAGGGGUUGAAUUCACUAUAAUAGCGUCUUAGCUAGGAGGUACAUAGCAGUGUAGCACAUACCUGACUAGUGUGUGUAACCCUAA